ACAAUUGCUGAGAAGGUUAACUUUACUGAUGAUAACAGUUGGAAGAUAACAGAGCCUUCACCGAGUACAAUAUCCAAGAAGGAAUCUUCCCUGCAUCUCGUCGAUCCUCCGUCUUUGUGGCGGGAUGCGGAUUUUUGUUCGAACACCAAUGGGGAAGACCAUAACUUUGGAAGUUGAAAGCUUUGACACCAUCAGUAAAGUGAAGGCCAUGAUUGAGAACGUAGACGGGACUCCACCGCAUCAGCAGCAUUUGAUCAUAGCUGGGAAGAACCUCGAUGUUUCUGGAACUCGAACUUUGAUGGAAUAUCAAAUGCCACCUGUUUGUAUAUUGUACUUGAGUCUCAAGUUUGAAGAUGAUAUGCGAAUAUUUGUGAAGACUGCGUCAGAGAAGACCAUCAUGCUGGUGGUGGAGAGCUUGGACACCAUUGGUAGUGUGAAAGAAAAAAUUGUGGACAUAGAGGGGAUUCCUUUUCAUCUACAACAUUUGUUCUUUGCUGGGAACAAGCUCGAGAAUGAUAAAACUUUGAGGGACCAUAACAUUAAAAGAGAAUCUACAUUGGACCUUUUUCAUGUUCAGAGGUUUGGAGGAGAUCAUAUGCAGAUUUUUGUUGAGACUUUGACAGGGAAGACCUUCUCCCUGAGGGUGAAGAGCUUGGAGACAAUUUAUUACGUGAUGUCAAAAAUUUGGGUCCUAGAGGGGAUUCCGGUGAGUCACCAAGUGUUGUUCUUUGAUUGGAGGCGUCUAGCGUAUAAUAAAACAUUGAGGGAUUAUGACAUUCAAAAUGAAUCUAAAGUGAACGUGAUGGAUGUUAUGUGUGCAGGUGGGUAUGUAACUUUUGUUAAAACUAUUACAGGCAAGACAAUCCAGAUUCAUAUGGGAGUUUUGGAUACCAUUGGUAAUUUGAAGGCAAAGAUUCAGGAGAGAGAAGGGAUUCCACCACUUCAUCAGCAUUUGGUCACUUCUGCAAAGAUCCUUGAGGAUGUUAGAACUUUGGCCGAUUAUAAUAUCCAACAAGAAUCUACAUUGGAUCUGGUUCCGAGGUUUGGAGGAGGUGAUAUGUGGAUUUUUUUUGUUGGGUUUUUCAGGGAAGAGUUCAAGACCAUCAUGCUGGAGGUAGAAAGCUCGGACACCAUUAAAGAUGUGAAGGCAAAGAUUGAGGAGAUGGAGUGCAUUCCCAUUGAGCAACAGAGACUUUAUUUUAAUUCUAAGGAACUAAAUAAUAGGCUGACUCUGCUUGAUCAUAGUAUUCAGCACGAGUCUAGUCUGUUCCUUCACUGUGUAACUGCGGAUGGUCGAUCAUGAAGAUAAUGUAUCUUUUUGAUCAUAAAUUCUGAAUUUAGCUAUUCAUGUAUUCUCUUGAAGAGGAGAGUGACUGAGGAGCCAAGUGUGGAUGGAAUUGAGUGAUGUUUUUUUUUUUUUUUUUUUUAUCUUAUUUUUACUCGAUUUUAUAUGUCAUUUAUACGAAUGGCCAAAUUAAUUGUUCCAUCAACUUUCCCAAUAAAAUGUUUGCUUUCCCUUCAAAUGUGCUACUACGUAAUUAGUAACUAAGAUCA
Messenger RNA from Lactuca sativa (garden lettuce), 1554 nucleotides. Its product is annotated as polyubiquitin-like. Lineage: Eukaryota; Viridiplantae; Streptophyta; Magnoliopsida; Asterales; Asteraceae. The record is from RefSeq and is a predicted model, not a curated record. Gene Ontology annotation, molecular function: protein binding.